AUGCGUUCAACGUCCCUCACGUCCCUCUUCCUCCUCUCGCUCAGCAGCCUGAGCACCCUCGCCGCCGCCCACUUCAAGCUCGACUUCCCUGCCGCCCGCGGCUUCGAUGAGGACAACCUCGUCAAGUUCCCCUGCGGCGGCCAGAACACCGUCAGCUCCAACCGCACCGCGUGGCCACUGAGCGGCGGCUCGAUUCAGCUGACCAUGGGCCACUCGCAGGCCAAAGUGCAGGUGCUGCUUGCAGUUGGCAACGAUCCCAGCGACAACUUCAACGUCGUCUUGCGUCCGACGUUUCAAGAGAUGGGGCUGGGAAACUUUUGCAUGGGCGAUGUCAAUGUCCCUGCUGGGCUGAAUAUCAGCGAGGGCACCAACGCUACCAUCCAGGUCGUGACCAAUGGUGAUCCCAACGGUGGAUUGUAUAAUUGCGCCGACAUCACAUUCACCUCCACCGACAAGGCCUCUCCUUCGCAAUGCCUCAACGGCACGGGCGUGACCUCGACGCCUCUGUCCGGCGCCAACAUCAAUGCCAACGGCUCCUCGUCCUCGUCCUCGGGGUCUACAACCAGCACCGGCACCGGCACCAGCACCAGCGCCACGGCCUCGCCUACUAAUGCCGCUGGCCGCAUCAUGUGGGAGGGCUGGGGCAUCAUCGCAGGCGCGGCUGUCGGCGCGGCGGUCUUGCUUUAA
This is a messenger RNA of Xylona heveae TC161, 687 nucleotides long. RefSeq lists its product as hypothetical. The transcript has 2 exons. The coding region runs from base 1 to 687 and encodes 228 amino acids. Lineage: Eukaryota; Fungi; Ascomycota; Xylonomycetes; Xylonales; Xylonaceae. The record is from RefSeq and is a predicted model, not a curated record.